Osmerus eperlanus (European smelt) is the source of this 1987-nucleotide messenger RNA. Its product is annotated as beta-1,3-galactosyltransferase 2. NCBI's taxonomy places the organism in Eukaryota, Metazoa, Chordata, Actinopteri, Osmeriformes, Osmeridae. The coding region runs from base 263 to 1462 and encodes 399 amino acids. Gene Ontology annotation, cellular component: Golgi membrane. The record is from RefSeq and is a predicted model, not a curated record. Gene Ontology annotation, molecular function: N-acetyl-beta-D-glucosaminide beta-(1,3)-galactosyltransferase activity. The transcript is spliced from 2 exons.
AGUACCAUAGUUACAUAGAAGGAAGUACAUUUCCUGAGCCACAGAAGAAAACGUAAAAGACGUAACGUGUCAUUCUGAAUGCCUUUAACUGAGUUGGUCUAGGUUAUGUCUCUAACCUGCAAACAUCCAUCCUCUCAUCGGUGGGGGGAGUUUGUCUAUGGAUUAACAAGAUAAACCGUGUGGUAGUUUUGCAACACUCACAGGUUAUGAGUUGCUUGAGGAGUAUUCACAACUAUGUUUGAGACUGACUUAAAUAAAAAGGAUGAAGGAAGCAGGACACAGAGGGAAGUUUGUGACAUGGUCUCGAUAUCGCUGUUAUUUCAUUAUUGUUCUUGUGGCUUUGACCCUAAUUCUCUACAACACUGACCUAGUGGAAAGGACUAAGGACUUAGUCCCUAAAUGGUGUAUGAAGUUUGGUCAAGUUGUGAGUAUGGUAGUUCCUGUCAUUACUACAUACUCAAACAGUACUGAAACUGUCAUUCAGAAUGCAACUGUCCAACAAGGAAUUGAACUCAAUGUCAAAAACAUAAAUACCACCAUGAAGAAUUCAACCGUGACAGAGGCACUAACUGUACCCAACCUCCUCCCGGUAGAACAAGCAGUGUCAACUGCACCUUAUAUUUCACCAGGAUCUUUCCAUGUGGAAUACCCACAUGAGUAUCACUUCAUUGUGGAUGAACCUGAGGAAUGUCAGGAGAAGAAUCCCUUCCUGGUUUUAAUGGUGCCAGUUGCACCUCACAACAGGGUGGCUCGUGACGCCGUCCGCAGUACCUGGGGUACUGAGAGUCUUAUUCUGGGCAAAGUGGUGAGUCUGUUCUUCAUGUUGGCACUGCCAAGUGGAGAAGGGGCAGAGAAGCUCCAAGAGCAAGUGCUGCAGGAGAGCAGAGAACAUAGAGACCUUCUGCAGAGUGACUUCACAGACAGCUACAAAAACCUGACCAUCAAGACCAUGAUGAUGCUGAAGUGGCUGAUCUUUCGCUGCCCCAACGCUUCCUACGCCAUGAAGAUUGACUCAGACAUGUUUCUCAAUGUGAACAGCCUGGUGCACAUGCUGCUGACUGCACCACAGCACGACUAUAUGACUGGACUGGUGGCCAAAUGGCCACUUGUUCUACGAGACCCUAACUCCAAAUGGUACCUUCCUGAGAAUGUUUUCCCUGACAAAUUUUAUCCUUCUUAUGCUCUGGGACUGGGCUAUGUCAUGUCGUUAGACCUGCCCAGGAAGCUGGUGGAGGCAUCCAGGCAUGUUAAAGCCAUUUACAUAGAGGAUGUUUAUCUGGGACUGUGCAUGAAACACCUGGGUAUACAGCCCACUGACCCUCCCAGUCAGAACCUGUUUCAAGUUUUUCCUGUACCUUAUAAUCGCUGCAGCUAUUCGCAGAUAAUAGCCACCACUACACACACUAUCACAGAUCAGGUUAACUUCUGGAAAGACUUGCACAAACCCGGACCUACAUGUUAACAUGACAUUACAAUAAUAGUUUUUUACAGUGAGUCAUAAACUUCAGAGAUAGUGUUGGGAGGCAGAAUUAAAGAUGGGUUUUGUCGGUAUGUCCUCCAAUACAGGAUGACCUUUGCUUUAUACUACCUGCUCAUGAUUGAGUAAAAAAAAAAAAACCUGGCACGCCACUCCCUCGGUUUGCAAACCCUGGGGCUAACCAUGCAACGCAGCAUACGUGAGUUUGGCCUGCUGCUGCUCUUUGUCUGCGUGGCUGUGGCCCUCUUCUCCCCGCUAGUCCAUCUGGCCGAGAGCGAGAAGUCAGUGUUGAUCAACAUCAACACUGACUUCAGUCAUUAGAGCUUUGUUACAUUAGCAUUCUGUAUAAUACAAAAAAUAAACUAUGUUGUGUGACAGUGUAGCAAUAUUUCAGCAAUUGAGCAUAAACAAAAAAUACAUUAAAACAUGCCAACGCAUUUAUUAUCUAAAGUGUCUACAAAGCAUGUUUGUUCUAGCAAUGACAUGGAAAAUAAGAAACAUGUAAACUCA